CGGGCCGGUUGCUGAAUGAGGGGAGCCGGGCCCUCCCCGCGGCAGUCCCCCGCGCCCUCCGCCCCACCCGGCCCCGCCAUGUCCUUCUUCCGGCGGAAAGUGAAAAGCAAAGAGGAGGAGAAGACCCCAGAUGUCAAGUCAGUCAGCACUAAAAAUCAUGCCUUGCUGGAGGCUGCGGGACCAAGUCACGUUGCAAUCAAUGCCAUUUCUGCCAACAUGGACUCCUUUUCAAGUAGCAGGACUGCAACACUUAAGAAACAGCCCAGCCACAUGGAGGCCGCUCACUUUGGGGACCUGGGCAGAUCUUGUCUGGACUACCAGACUCAGGAGGCCAAAUCAAGUCUUUCAAAAACCCUUGAGCAAGUCUUGCAUGACACCAUGGUCCUCCCUUACUUCAUUCAAUUCAUGGAACUUCGGAGAAUGGAGCAUUUGGUUAAGUUUUGGUUGGAAGCUGAAAGUUUUCACUCCACAACUUGGUCCCGAAUAAGAGCACACAGUCUGAACACGGUGAAGCAGAGCUCAUUGGCUGAACCUGUCUCUCCAUCUAAAAAGCCCGAGACCACAGCAGCUUUUGUAACCGAGUCUCUUAACAGGAGGUUGGAGGAUUCUGGCUCAGCCCAUCUGGAAGGAAUUGACUUGAAUAAUAUAACUAGCAACACCCAGAACCACUUGCUUUCCCAGGAGAGUGACAGUGCCCAUUCUCUCCACCUAGAGACAGCCAGGACAGGAACUCAUCGGGGCUCCCUGGAAACCCAGGAGUCCUCCAGGCUCAUGGUAGCCAGUAGAAGUAGUCCAUCUUCUCCACUGAAGGAAUUAUCAGGAAAAUUAAUGAAAAGUAUAGAGCAAGAUGCAGUGAAUACUUUUACCAAAUACAUAUCUCCAGAUGCUGCUAAACCGAUACCAAUUACAGAAGCAAUGAGAAAUGACAUCAUAGCAAAGAUUUGUGGAGAAGACGGGCAGGUGGAUCCCAACUGUUUCGUUUCUGCACAGUCCAUAGUCUUCAGUGCAAUGGAGCACGAGCACUUUAGUGAGUUUCUACGAAGUCACCAUUUCCGUAAAUACCAGAUUGAAGUGCUGACCAGUGGAACUGUUUACCUGGCUGACAUUCUCUUCUGUGAGUCAGCCCUCUUUUAUUUCUCAGAGUACAUGGAGAAAGAGGACGCAGUGAAUAUCCUACAGUUCUGGUUGGCAGCAGAUAACUUCCAGUCUCAGCUCGCUGCCAAAAAAGGGCAGUACGACGGACAGGAGGCACAGAAUGACGCCAUGAUCUUAUACGACAAGUACUUCUCCCUCCAGGCCACACACCCUCUUGGAUUCGACGAUGUUGUGCGACUGAAAAUUGAAUCCAGCAUCUGCCAGGAAGGUGGGCCACUCCCUAACUGUUUCACCACUCCGUUACGUCAGGCCUAGACGACCAUGGAGAAGGUCUUUUUGCCUGGCUUUUUGUCCAGCAAUCUGUAUUAUAAAUACUUGAAUGAUCUCAUCCACUCAGUUCGCGGAGACGAGUUCCUGGGAGGGAGUGUCUCACUGACGGCUCCAGGCUGUAUGGGUCCCCCUGAUGACUCCCACCCUGGGGCAGCCGACAGCUCCACCUCUCAGUCCAGUAUGAAAAAAGCCAGUGUUAAGAUUCUGAAAAAUUUUGAUGAAGCGAUAAUUGUGGAUGCUGCAAGUCUGGAUCCAGAAUCUUUAUAUCAACGGACAUAUGCAGGGAAGAUGACGUUUGGAAGAGUUAGUGACUUGGGUCAGUUCAUCCGAGAAUCUGAGCCUGAACCUGAUGUAAAGAAAUCAAAAGGAUCCAUGUUCUCUCAAGCUAUGAAGAAAUGGGUGCAAGGAAAUACUGAUGAGGCCCAGGAGGAGCUAGCUUGGAAGACUGCUAAAAUGAUAGUCAGUGAUGUGAUGCAGCAGGCCCAGUGUGAUCAGCCAUUAGAGAAGUCCACAAAGAUAUGACUCAGACCUGAGAUCAAGGAAAUCUGCUUUUGGAAAAUAAGAACACUUUUUCCCUUUGGUUGAAUUCCUCACCACAGCCAAUGAAAACAGCACUGUAUUUCUUCUCACUGUCGUUCCCAGGAAAGAAGGGCGGACAGUCCCAGACUUGCACCAUGGAGAGCGGCUCGUAGAUGCCCUGCCACCCAGAUGAUUGCAGAGUGACAGUCAGAGAGACCAAGGGGCACUGUUUACACUACUAGAGAUUAAUCGUUUUCCAAUGGCAAUAACCCAUCCACAGAAGAAUUUAGCCCACGGGGAUCUGCAGGGCCAGGCGCCAUGGGAGGCGGGUGGGCGUGGAGCUGGUGUUUGAUGCGCUGCCGUGGCGGUCUCCCACUCCUGCCGCAUCAUGAGGUGGGUGCCCGGGGUGCUUUGCUCCAUCUCCUACACAAACAGGUGAGUCGGCCUGGCCCCAGCCAGGCAGCACAGUGCCGGCAGAUGGCUUUCCUUCCUGGGAAUAGGGCCUGCACAGAGGCGUUCAUCUGGAAGGAAGCUGAGAGGUCACGGGUCAAGUCAUGGUGACAUUGUCCUUCCCUUUGGUGGCAACUUGCCAUUUUCACAUUUUAAUUGCUCCCAGGAUGCAGUACCCGUAAACCAGGUCCCCUGCCGGAGGGGCCACCCUCUGCACUGUGAGCAUCAGGCCCUGCUCCUCCAACUUCUAUGCUCCAGAGAUGUCCUUCCCCUCAUAGCACACAAGGAAAGGAAUUUGCAACAACCGUCACUCCAGUUUUCCCCUGUGGUUCCUUGAACAAAUGUUUGUUCCCAGUUGUACACUUCUUUAAAGCAGGUGGUGGGCAGGGGUGUGGGCGGGCAAGGGUGGGGGAGAAAGGCCCUCGUCUCUGACCCCCGCUGCCCAUCUUUGCUGUGCCGGCAGUCUGCAGCUCGUGGCCUUUCUCCUUCGUCCAUGGUCAUGAGAGGCCCCUCGCUGCACUUCCACUCCGUCGGCCUCAGGGUCUGGGCCACACUGCCCUCAGCGGAGCCACCCUGGCGGUAAGCACACUCCAUGGUGGGUGCUGCCAGCAUGGCCUCGCUGCCCGGACUGUUGGGGAAAGAACGUUCUCUUAGGUGUUACUGCUUUUGCUCAGACUUUGCAAAAAAAAAAAAAAAAAAAAAUAUAUAUAUAUAUAUACACAUAUAAAUAUAUAAUUAUUAAUCAUCUCUGUCCUUGAGAAAGUCUUGAAUGAAUAGAGUUCCUUCUA
Molecule: messenger RNA, 3182 nt
Organism: Cervus elaphus (red deer)
Lineage: Eukaryota; Metazoa; Chordata; Mammalia; Artiodactyla; Cervidae
Product: A-kinase anchor protein 10, mitochondrial-like
Biological process (GO): intracellular protein localization
Cellular component (GO): plasma membrane
Molecular function (GO): protein kinase A binding
Source: RefSeq, a predicted model, not a curated record